UCAAGUAUUCAUUACCUUCAAUGAGUGUCCAGUCGUCAUCGUCCACACUUCGUAUUGUAGAGCCUGCCAUACAGAACUAUGCCUGGGGGAAGGUCGGCUCAGCGAGUAAAGUAGCACUUCUGGCCAAAGAGGGAGAUCACACAGGCUCCUUCAAGAUUGAUGAGAGCAAGCCUUAUGCCGAGCUGUGGAUGGGAGAUCAUCCCAAUGGUGUAUGCCAUAUGGCACAAGGUGGAGAGACUAUACAUGCCUGGUUCGCCACGGAGGAAGGCAGGGAAUUCCUUGGCAGUGUAAAGCAGUUGCCUUAUCUAUUCAAGGUUUUGUCUAUUCGACUUGCCUUGUCGAUUCAAUCUCAUCCGGACAAAGCGUUGGCCCAGAGGCUGCAUCGUGAGCGGCCUGAUUUGUACAAGGAUCCAAACCACAAGCCGGAAAUCGCCAUUGCUCUGACAAACUUCGUGGGCAUGUGCGGUUUCAGGCCAGUGUCGGAGAUAGCUGAUUUCUGCAAGAAGUUCCCCGAGUUGGGAAGCCUGUUGGGUGCUGAUAUAUGCAGACAGCUCGAGGGGAAUGUGCAGGGGGCGUUGAAGAGAGCUUAUUCUACUUUGAUGAGGGCCGAUGGUGAAGCUGUGACCAAAACGAUCGCGGCUUUGGUGUCACGCACACCUGCUGCUGGUGAUGAGGCCCACUCCCUGGCUAUUGAGCUGGACCGUCAGUUCCCUGGUGGAGAUGUUGGAGUCCUCUCGGUGUUCUUCCUCAAUAUUGUCCAUAUGGCCCCUGGACAAUGCCUCUACCUGAAGGCCAACACACCGCAUGCCUAUGUCUCGGGGGAUAUCAUGGAGUGUAUGGCCUGCAGUGACAACGUUAUCCGAGGUGGUCUCACUCCCAAGUACAAGGAUGUUGAGGUUUUACUGGAGUCGCUUGUCUUUGAAAGUCGACCGGCGAGCAUCUUGAAGCCCAGUGAGAUGGAGUGUGGCGCUAAGUGUGAGGCUAGGACUUACGCGCCUGAUGAUAUUGAUGACUUCGAGGUUGUCAAGGUUGAUGCGGCUGGUGAAGGGCAGUUGGUCCCUUCGAAGCAGUGCAUGUCGAUGGGUAUCAUAAUCAGUGGUGAAGGAACUAUCAAUGGCAUGCCUGUAUCACAAGGGGAAGUGGUUGCUAUUCGCGCUGGUGCUCAAAUUUCCAUCAUCCCGGAAGUCAACACUAAAAUGGAGGUGUUCAUUGGUGCCUGUGGCCGUAACUAUAGUGAUUGA
This is a messenger RNA of Perkinsus marinus ATCC 50983, 1241 nucleotides long. Its product is annotated as Mannose-6-phosphate isomerase, putative. Gene Ontology annotation, cellular component: cytosol. Bases 21 to 1241 code for a protein of 406 amino acids. Gene Ontology annotation, molecular function: zinc ion binding; mannose-6-phosphate isomerase activity. The record is from RefSeq and is a predicted model, not a curated record. Gene Ontology annotation, biological process: carbohydrate metabolic process; GDP-mannose biosynthetic process. The transcript has 9 exons. Lineage: Eukaryota; Perkinsozoa; Perkinsida; Perkinsidae.